UGUAACGACUCCAUCAUAGAUGGCAAUACCUGUAACGAGUUUGUAAUUCGUGAACAAGUGCAAGGUGAAGAACCUUUGCCAUUUUACAGUAGUCUGAAACAGUGGCAGUUGUUCCGUUAAUUAGCCAGAUGUUUGCAGUUGUUAAGUGGGACAGUAUUUGAUAAUCGUCAUCGGGUCACCUGAAACUUAACAAGAAUUCGAAAUUCUGGAGAUGUCUUGAGAAAUGGGACAGACAUCCAGCAGCCUUGGUCAAAACAAAGGGGGUGCAGGGAGUGGAGGCAGAACGGUCCAGCCAGCAGUAAGCGUGUCGCAGGGACCUGUGCGCUGCGAAAGGGCGCCGCGCACGGGCGGCAGCGGAACCAACAACCUGCCGCCGCUGCAGUUCCACCAGGUGCACGGCGACAACAUCCGCGUCUCCAGGGACGGCACCGUCGCACGCCGCGCCGAGAGCUUCUGCAAGGGCGUCACCUUCUCCAGCAGGCCCGUCAAGAUUUCCGAAAAGGUCUGUGUGAAGUUCCUAGAAGUUUCUAAUAACUGGAGUGGCGUCAUUCGCUUUGGAUUCACAUGCAAUGAUCCAAAUAACCUGAGAUAUGCUCUUCCAAAAUACGCUUGUCCAGAUCUGACGAACAAGCCCGGCUACUGGGCAAAGGCACUUGCCGAGCGGUUUGCAGAGCGCGAUACGGUACUCUUCUACUAUGUGACUCCGGCCGGUGAUGUGCACUUUGGUAUCAACGGCGAGGAAAAGGGAAUAUUCUUCAGUGGUGUAGAGACACGCGGCCCCCUCUGGGCCAUCAUAGACGUGUACGGAAAUUCGACGGCCAUAGAGCUGGUGGACCCGCGCCAGCAGCUGAACAACUCACGCCGCAACCUGUCGCCGCAGCAGUCGGCUGCCACAGAUUCCAGCCCUGAUGCCAUAGAGCGGCUCAUCUUGCCCUCACUGACAUCGCUCUCCAUCCACCAGCCUCGUCUGGAAGACACCCCACAGCCUCAGCCACCUCCAUUGCCACCACAGGAGUCUGGUGCCGUGGUACCUGUUACCUCUUCAUAUCAACAUCAGCAGCAACAACAGCAGCAGCAGCACUCCCAACCUUCUCAUCCAUACUUGAGCCCAUUGCCCUUUCACCGUACUCGUGGACGCAAUAUUCGACUUAGCAAUGAUCGCUGCAUUGCUACGAGGAGUGAUGCAGAAUUUUCUCUGGGCUAUGUUUUUACUUCGCGGCCAGUACAUCUGGGUGAAAAGAUUGUUAUCCAGGUUUUGGCAACCCAGUCUCUGUACGUGGGCUCACUGGCAUUUGGCCUGACGUCUUGUGAUCCAGCUACUCUUCAACCAGCUGAUCUGCCAGAUGACUCUGAUCUCCUGUUGGACCGUCCAGAGUAUUGGGUAGUCAGUAAAUAUGUGGUAAACUCGCCACAAAGAGGGGAAGAACUCUCAUUUUGCAUUACUCAUUCAGGUGAGGUACAAGUUUCGAGAAAUGGAGGUCCACCUGCAGUAGUGAUGCAUGUUGACCACACAUUGCAGCUGUGGGCUUUCUGGGAUGUGUACGGCAACACUCAGAAGAUUCGUAUCCUAGGGAGUCAGAUGGAACAGCCAGCACCACCACCGCCUCAUUUACACCAUCCACGUUCACUGCCAGGUUCCCGAAAUUCAUCUCCUCCUCCGAGGACAGCUGAGGCAUUGGCUCCAGGAAGACUUAGAGUGAACCUUCCAGCAAUGAACGGUGGAGUUUUAGACCACGCAGACAGACAAAUCCGCUCUCCUGAAGGAGCGGCGGCACCAGUCCAACCUCCCCCUUCUGUACCUGUCCCUGUCGCUGUGCCAGUCACGACCGCACAGGCGGAACUGGUGCAGUACCAGUCAGCGGCAGGUCCGGGCUGUGGCACGGUGCUCGUGGUGAAACUUCCACCUGCUCAUUCCAACUACCUCAAUCAACAAAACCAACAAAACAGGCACAACCAUAGUGUUUCACCUGGUGAACCGUCAUCUUCUGGAACACUGUUAUCGACGUACUCUCAUACUUACAUAGAGCCAGUGUCGGCUACUUCGUACUCGACUAUAGACUCGACGACGACACUUCAGCAGUGGGCAGAAGCUACAGGAACUUCUGGAGGAGGUACUGGUACGGAAUGCACAAUCUGCUACGAGCGGCCCAUUGACAGUGUACUCUACAUGUGUGGACACAUGUGCAUGUGCUACGAAUGUGCUGUGCAGCAGUGGCGUGGGAAGGGUGGUGGCCACUGCCCUCUGUGCAGAGCAGUCAUCCGUGAUGUUAUUCGUACUUACAAGUCCUGAUAGCGGGCCCCAGGGCCCUCUUGCGGUGCCCCGCUGACUCCCUCCUGCCUGAGGUCAUUUCCAAAGAAGCCUUUCGCUGUGCGAUCAUCCGUGUUGUUGGACUAGGACUGUCUUUUAUACUAGGAUAAGGUGUAAAUUUGUCAUUGUUAAAAAUAAUGUAUAAAAGCUUUUUGUGACUGUGUUGACACUGACGUAUUUUGCAAAGUUACCUUAAGAAUAUUAUUUAAAUUUUUUUACUGUAAAUUGUUGGAGUGUGCUUUUCUACUUCAAAAUGUGGUUUUUGAGAUUUUCUAAACUAAUUUACAGAACUUAGUACUGUAUAGGAUGUGACAUUCAGAUUGUGUGUGUCUCAUAUAGUGUCAAAAACACAUUAAAGCUGCAAUAUUGGUUUAUAGUACAAAUAUGAAAAAAUUUGUGACAGUUUCUAUGGAAAUGUCUUUAUGGAAUGCUAAAAGCCAAAAGAUUGUAUCUGAUAAAAUGUAACAUUCAAUGGCUGGCAAUUUGCCCUGUAAAUUUUUGCAUUGUGAUGUGUAAGUCAGUUUUCCAGUGAAAGGUCUAUUAUAUAGGUCUAAUCACUUAAGAAAAUUAACAUUCCAUUAAUGUCCUGAAAGUGUAGUAGAACUCUAGUCAACUUUUAUAACAUCUCUUUUCCACCAUUCUCAAGUAUUUAGAAGAUUGUCUAUUAUCUGAUUAUUAAAUUGUUUUGAUGUACUGUGUACAUAAACCUUCCAGAUAUUCUGUAAGUUGUGGUGACAUCCAUAAACUUAUUUGAAAUGCUUGGAGCUAGUCUGACUGGCCAGGAAAGUUUAAGAUCAGUUUCUUCAAUUAACCUGUCUGUAUGACUGGGAUGAUUUGUGUGUACAUGGAUAUAUUAAAAUUUAUCCCAAAAACUUGCUGAUAUUUUUCAUAAAGUUCUAUUUAUGCUUUGUGUAUAGAUUGAAGCACAUGUAAUUGAAAGUGCAAUUUUUAUUUAUUAAUGUUUGAAGAAGUUUGUAUGUCUUUAAAAUUUUUUCUUGGUGUUCAGAUUUAAUUCCUCCUGUUAAUUUAGUCAGUAACAUUCAUUCUUCUGUUGUCUUUCUUUAACAUCAGCACAAGUGCAAUUGUUACACAACUG
Schistocerca serialis cubense is the source of this 3404-nucleotide messenger RNA. RefSeq names its product protein neuralized (gene neur). The record is from RefSeq and is a predicted model, not a curated record. The transcript has 10 exons. NCBI's taxonomy places the organism in Eukaryota, Metazoa, Arthropoda, Insecta, Orthoptera, Acrididae. Bases 224 to 2290 code for a protein of 688 amino acids. Gene Ontology annotation, molecular function: ubiquitin protein ligase activity.